AUGUAUCUUGCUUCCAAACUCAACUCCGAUCGAGAUACGCUCCACACUCUCUGCAAGACUCUCAAGCUCGGACGGAACACCCCUGACAACGUCAUUCGCGACGUCAACAAUCCUCUGGCCGGCAAACCAGCGCCGCAGAUCGUGCAGCUGGCCGGAAACGAUGUGCAGCAGCUCGUAGAGGCCGCAAGGAAGGUGGCACCCUUCGCGGACGCAAUCGAUCUGAACCUAGGCUGCCCGCAAAAGCAUGCUGAGGAGGGUCACUACGGCGCCUAUCUAUUGCCCAAACAGAACUGGCCCCUUCUCGCAGAGAUCGUGUCGAGUCUGGCACAGGCUGUAGAUGUGCCCAUCACCACCAAGAUCCGAUUGACGGUCCCAAAGGAGCAGACUCCGGAGCUUGCUGUGGUGCUGGCGCGCGCGGGAAGCAGUCUCGUCACUGUCCACCCACGGUUUGCUUCGUCCGUUCGACGAAGGAAAGGCCUGGCGGACCUCGAUCAAGUGAUUAGAGUGCGAGAAGCUCUGCAGGUUGAAGGACUGCUUCGAAGCGGCGAUCGACCGCAUGGCGACACCGCAGUAGUCAGCAAUGGCAACGUCCGAUGCUGGUCCGACGUCGUCACGAAUCUCUCCCUAACGGGUGCAAGCGGCGUCAUGGUAGGCGAGACGCUACUGGAGAAUCCAGCGCUGUUUCGUCCUUCCCUACCAGAGGCGUAUGAAGAUGGACACUUCUGGGAACGGUCAUCCCGCGCAAUGGCUGAAGAGUACAUCGAUCUCCGCUACCAGUAUGAUGCCUUUGAAACGCCCUUCAAAGUCGUGAGGCAGCAUCUGCAGUCGAUUCUCUGCUCCAUCCCGCACAACAUCGACCCGGAGGCCUUGGCGGAACAGCACCGGUACGCGGCAGACACGAAAAGGGUCAUCGCAGCCAUCAGGACCGAACAAGCCCUCGCCAAGUUUCGGUAUUGCUGA
Messenger RNA from Kalmanozyma brasiliensis GHG001, 960 nucleotides. Its product is annotated as tRNA-dihydrouridine synthase. Gene Ontology annotation, molecular function: flavin adenine dinucleotide binding; tRNA dihydrouridine synthase activity. Lineage: Eukaryota; Fungi; Basidiomycota; Ustilaginomycetes; Ustilaginales. Gene Ontology annotation, biological process: tRNA processing. The transcript has a single exon. The record is from RefSeq and is a predicted model, not a curated record. The coding region runs from base 1 to 960 and encodes 319 amino acids.